AUGAUCAUUCAACAAAUCACACCUCAAUCAGCAUUUUCUUUGAUAUGUGUCUUUGCCCUCUGGAUGCCCUAUACACAUUCACACUUUGUGGAGCAGUUGGAUUCUAUACCUCCAGAAGACUUUUACUUCACCUAUGAUGAAAUCAUGGAAGUCCUAGAGCCGGAACCUGCACACAUAUCACCUGAUGUACCCAACUCUAAUCUUUGGGAUGACAAUCUUGGAUUAUCUCACCCAAAACCAUAUGAAAUUGCAACACAUGAGACACACAAGCUAACAACACCCACAUCAACAUCACAUCCUUCAGAAGGCCAAAUUACAAGUGAAGAACAUCACAAACCAACUCAUGAUAUUCUGUCAAACCAAAGAGAUCUACUCUCAAACUACGAUGAAAUUUGGGCAGCCCUGGAGUCUGCACCAGCGCAAACUUCACCUGAGGUACCCGACUUCAAUUUCUGGGAUGACAAUCCUGGAGUAUCUCACCAAAACACCUAUGGAUUAGCAUCACAUGACACACAUGAUCCAACAACUUCUACAUCCACAGCAGAUAUUUCAGAAGGUCCAAUUACAAGUGAACAACACAACAGACCAACUGGCAAUGUUUUGUCAAAACAAAAAGGUCUACUUGUGGAGUCUCUUCCAGGUGAAUCAUCAUCUCCCAAUAGGGGUGAGAAGCAAGAUCAUUCUUUGGAAUUACCCAAAAUUGAGGCAGUUGACAUUGAAAGCUUCAUUGUCCAUGAACCUGUGAAGCUUUUUUCAAAUGCAGCAAUAAUCCUUGCAGAAUUACACAAAGACAAGAUAUUGGAAGAAUCACAGAAAAUACUAGAUGAGAAUCAAUUGGAGGAAGCAAGUUUAAUUUGGACUGAACAAACAAUUCUCCCUUUGGUUUAUUUCAUAAUUUUGCGUCAACCUUCGGUUGAAAUGAUGAGAAGGACCAUGAAAAUCACGGCGGUUUACAUGGCAGCUUACCAUCGAGAGUUUCUUACGGACUCCAAAAAGAUUGACUUCCCAAAACUUAUGAAUUUUUUAAUCUGGAAUAUGGAAAUCUUCUAUUUGAUGUUAGAUCCUUUGAUAGAUUCACGAGUAACCGAGCAAGAAGGAAAAGAACAAGCCAUUCUGUUUGGUGGAAGAAGAAAUAUACAUCCAUUGUCACGCACGUUCCUCUCACUUCAUGACACGCAAGUUCAUACAAACACGUUUAUCCGGUCAAAUCGAAGUGUUCGCCGGUUAUUUACAGAAAACCUUUUGUUGGCUUGGAAGCAGGAUGUGGAGGCAGGAUAUGGGAGUUGGAUGCCGGGACACGACGGGCCCUUCGGCAUAUGGGAGCAUUGGAUACAGAAAGCUGCUCAGAUCAGACUGAUAGGUCAACAAGACAAUCCCUUCCCAUUGGAGUCAAACCACAACAGCCUGCUCUUGUUGGACCAUCUUCGAUUGAUGACUAUUCAGGGUCCUCCCCGGAAACCUCUCAAGAUCGAUGGAGUCCACAAGUGGAGCGUAGCACUUGAUUAUUUCAUUCGUGUAUAUGCACCUGCUCAUGGAGUUCAAGAAAAUCCUACUUCAGUCAAACUCCUUUCUAAAUUACUGGAUCUCCAUCAGUCUGAAUCCGAGGUCCAAAAAUUCUGGGCAAGCUUUGACUGGGGUACGUGGCAGCCUGGGAACACAAAUCGAAAAUUAGGAACCCGUCACAGAAAGAAUGUCACUCCAGAUCAAGAAACUUCACCUGAAGACUUGUCUUAUCGCCUAUUACAAGAAAUCAAAACCAAAUCGAAACCAAAAGAAGAUAACUUGAAGCCUUGCACAGGUCAAUCAUCUCUUCCCCUUCCUAAAACUCAUGGUCAUCACUCCCCAAAUGUUGAACAAAGUGAACAGCUGGACUUUAUCAUGACCCAUGAGCCCUUGGAAGCAUAUUCAAGGGCUGCAAGAAUCCUUGCAAAAUAUCAUACAGUGGGCAUAUUGGCAGAAUUGGGAAAAUCGCUCAACUCCGAUCAAGCAGAAGAAACAGAGCAAUUGCACCAAACUGGCAACAAACGACCUCUAGGCACAUUGGCUCGUAUAUUCCUGUCACUUCACGACCAUACAACUUAUUAUGCCACAUUUCACCGCGCAUCCACAGAGUAUCUUCGAUCGUUUGUCGAAAGGCAUUUUUCAAUCUGGAAGCAAGACCUGAAAUUAGGAUAUGGGAAUGUCAUCCCGGCCAAACAUGCGGAAGCCGACCUCUGGGAGUGUUGGAAUUCUAAAGCAACUCGGAUCAGACUCUUUACGGAGCAAAACAAAGACCAUAACCCUCAUGAAUCCCUCCAUCAUCCAAGCCCUUAUGUUCGCUUGAGUAUCACUGAUUGGAAUUUUGCUCCGCCAUCGAUUUCCUCAAGUAAACCUCAUGAAUUAGACGAGCUGCCACUGUUGUUGACCCAAGAACCCUUUCAGAAAUCCCUUCCAAUUGAUAGAGCUCAACAAUCAGCCUUAGAACUCAAUCAUUUCUUAGAUCCACGUCUUCGUAAAGUCGAAGAGGGCCCAGCUUCAGCCAACCUUAUCACUAAAUUCCUGCAUCUCAAGGAGUCUAGAGUAGAGUUUCAAAAUUGGAAAAGCUUGUUGAUUUCCAGGGAUUACGAAAACGAACAAAAAAGAAAAAGAAAAUUGGGAGUCCAAUCACCUUCGUUUGGAGAACGCAGAACAACAGAAGAAUCAAAUCACUUGACAACUCAAGGAAGAAAGAAACAAACCAAGUAG
This is a messenger RNA of Melampsora larici-populina 98AG31, 2724 nucleotides long. RefSeq lists its product as uncharacterized. The transcript is spliced from 2 exons. Bases 1 to 2724 code for a protein of 907 amino acids. Lineage: Eukaryota; Fungi; Basidiomycota; Pucciniomycetes; Pucciniales; Melampsoraceae. The record is from RefSeq and is a predicted model, not a curated record.